Messenger RNA from Suillus paluster, 2916 nucleotides. RefSeq names its product cytoplasmic protein. Gene Ontology annotation, molecular function: mRNA binding. Gene Ontology annotation, biological process: nuclear division. The coding region runs from base 1 to 2916 and encodes 971 amino acids. Lineage: Eukaryota; Fungi; Basidiomycota; Agaricomycetes; Boletales; Suillaceae. Gene Ontology annotation, cellular component: nucleus; cytoplasm. The record is from RefSeq and is a predicted model, not a curated record. The transcript has 10 exons.
AUGGACAUCUACUCAACUUCCUUCACUCAUCCACGUCGUACUCGUCAUAUUCAGCAUACUGACUCUCAUCUACCCCUUCCUCCUGACCCAGGCGCUCCAGAAGAUGUAGAGAAACUAGCCGUCCUGGCAAUGACCUUACACAACGUACACGUUUCGUAUCUACCUACAGACCAUGGUCAACGCGGUUGGAAUUUCUAUGUCUCGGGCGCGUAUCAGCACGUCAUGACUGCCCGCGGCAUGUUACUCAAGGACUGUCCAGUCCAGCAUCGCACAGCAAUCAAAGUCGCGCGCGCAGACAUCCUAGAUGCUCCUUCCUCAAAACCAACCCUCAAACCAGACGUCCGUCGUAAACUAGACGACAUCGCAGGCGCCACCCUCGCUCACAUCGCUGUAGUAAACUCCCCUCUUACACUCAGCAGCCGAACUCCCCCAGACGGCGUCAAUGGCGCAGGUUGGAGCGGUCUCGAGACGGAGCGCGUAUGUGAACUCGUCAUCACAGGCCAAGGCGAUGCUACCGAGUUAGCAAGGGUCAGGUUGUUGGUAAUGCUCGACGAAUUCAGCGGUCUUCACUCCGAAAUGUGCGAGAUCGACCAGAAGCUCCACGCGAUCGUCGCGGGCCGGAAGAGACAUGUUCUCCAGAGCAUUCAGGAGGAGACCGCGACAAAUGUCUACUUCCCUUCGCCCUUGCAGGGCUUGGUCGGUCCUGAUGUCGUGUCUGCUGCGACUGUAACACCUGCAGUGCGUCAGGGCCAGAAUAUCAUUUGGAUUACGGGAGAGUUCUUUGGAGUGCAAAGGGCGAGGGAUAUGUUGUACCAGUUGUCGGUGAACAAGAGAAAAUCUGUGAUCUCGCGAGAUACUGUCAUCGUCCCUCGCAAACUGGAUUGGAUGGUCCUCGACCGAGCCGAAGACCUCAAGUCUAUCAUGAGCGACAAUGCGACCUUUGUCCAAUUCCCGCCUAUAGGUAGCUCCAACAGCCUCAUCACUGUCUACGGAGACCACCGCGUCAACGUUCAGCGCACAAUCCGGUCUAUAAUGCAACUCGCCUGCCAAUACUACGUCGCCUCAUUCUGGCUGCUACCCAUCCAAUUCAACGUCCUCCUCCCGCCUACGACCCUCAACUCUUCGCAAGUAACCACGCUCCUAAAGCAAAUCUCCCUCACGACAGGUGCAGAAGUCGUGUUCAAGAGCAUGUGCUUCGAGAUGCACGGCCUAGAGUACGAGGUACGCGCUGCGGUCAAUAUGAUUUUGGAAUUGGAUAUUGUCAAGGCUUUCCAUCACGAGAUCCGCUUCCAAGUCGAGCUCGCCAAUGAGCAUCGUGAAUUCAUCUCGGGGAAGAAGAACGGCAAGAUUAACAAAAUCAUGCAGACCACGAAUGUCAAGAUCAAAUUUGAGACAUUCAACGAUCAUAACUUCCUUAUUGAUGUCUCGGGCAACGACGCAUCUGUGCUUACUGGUCUCACUCUCCUGCAAGAAGAGCUCCCGGCUGAAAUAUCCUUCCAUGUCCCCGAAGCGUAUCACAAGCGCAUCAUCGGCAUUGGCGGGCGGAACAUCCAGCGUAUAAUGAAGAAGUACGGCGUUUACGUCAAGUUCAGCAACGCGGAGGAGUUCGCUGCUUUGGGUGGGUACAAUGACAACGAGGACAAUGUUGUGGCAAGGACGCCCUCAAAGAAUGCGAUCAAUCUGGAGAACCUGAAGCAGUCAGUGAUGGAAAUUGUGAAUCCAAAGGACAAGGACUAUGUGAACGAAACGCUAUCGAUUCCCCGGCGAUACCACCGGGUGCUGCUUGGCGAAAAGGCGAUAUUCAUACAUGAUAUCGAGACCAAGACCAACUCGCGCGUGCGAUUCCCUGAUAAGGAGACGGCUUCGGAUGUGGUGACGAUUUUUGGACCUGAGAGUCAGGUGCAGAUUGCUGCUGCGAUGUUGCUGGAACACGUCCCCUUCGAGGCAGACAUGGCGGUCCCGCCCAGCUCCGAUCUUCCCAAAGUCUGCGCCUCCGCCGACUUCAUAACCUUCGUCGAUCGCAUCAAGCGCGAGUUCCAAGUGAUCAUCACCCCGAACGUUAAAGCACCUACUCCGAGCUCCACCAACGGCGCGUCAGCCUCGUCCUCCAAUGCGGUCGCGGUUGGCGACGUGGGCGAGUACUCGUUCAAGUUUCAUUGCCAGAGGAGCAACUCGGACUUCUUGCUCGCGGCCCGGGAGAUGUUGGAGCAGUUCUUGUUGAACCAUAAUGUUCAUGUGUAUCCUUCGCCUACGGCGCAUACGCAUAAACGGGGUGAUUCGUUCGCGGAGGCGUUCCCCCACUUUGAUAGUAAGGUGUUGUCGACGGCGAGGAGGCAUGAAUCGGUUGAGCUUACCCGUUCGGAGAUACUGGGUGAUCGAAGGUUGAGGAUGGCAAAUUCAUCACCCGAUGUAAAAGCAUUGUUCAAUGCCCCUGCAUACAUCUACGAUCUAGAGGAGCAUGAGGACUCUCAGUCAGCUUAUGGUCCACCAGGAACGGGCCUCGACUACUGGACGCCGCUACCCCCGAUCGGCACGGGGAUGGCGACACGACAACGAAACACCGAAGACGCGCUCAAACGCGGGUCUGACUCGCUGCUCGAGUCAAAAAUUAAGGAACAGAUCAGCAAGCCGCGAUCGCUGCAGAACCGCGCGCAGUCGCUCGACCUCACGUAUUCGCUCUCUCGUAUCACGGAGGCGAGCAAUAGGCUGCCGCAGCCUGAGUCGCCGACGACGUCAACGGGGGGAGGGACGGGCGGGAACUCGAGUCCGACGAGUGCUACGGCGCCGUCGUUCCCGAGCGUGUAUGGCCCACGGUCGUCGGCUGUCAUUGGCUCGUCAUCGCAGCGUGCUGCCUUGAGGACCGAUGCCGAUGUUGUUGAUGAGGUAUCGCGAGUGAUGUCGAACCUCGGGCUGUAA